Messenger RNA from Chrysochloris asiatica (Cape golden mole), 2442 nucleotides. It is a transcript of the gene FAM171B, whose product is annotated as family with sequence similarity 171, member B. The record is from RefSeq and is a predicted model, not a curated record. The coding region runs from base 1 to 2442 and encodes 813 amino acids. Lineage: Eukaryota; Metazoa; Chordata; Mammalia; Afrosoricida; Chrysochloridae. The transcript is spliced from 8 exons.
AUGGCGGUCCCCUGCACUCUGCUCCUCGGCCUGGCCGCGGUGUUGCUAAAGGCGCGGCUGGUCCCUGCGGCCGCUAGUGCCGAGCUCAGCCGCUCGGACCUCAGCCUCAUCCAGCAACAUCAGCAGCAACAGCAGAGGGAGAAGGCUAAGGAGAAGAGGCCAGAGGUGCCUGAGGCAUCCCCCUCCACGCCUGUUCCGGUAUCUGUGUUUAUGCUGAAGGUCCAGGUGAAUGACAUCAUUAGUCGUCAGUACCUGAAUCAAGCUGUUGUAGAAGUGUUUGUAAACUACACGAAGACAAAUUCCACAGUAACUAAAAAAAAUGGAGCAGUGUUGAUAAAAGUACCCUAUAAACUAGGGCUCAGCUUAACUAUUAUUGCAUAUAAAGAUGGCUAUGUGUUGACGCCACUGCCUUGGGAGACUGGAAGAAUGCCAAUAUAUUCAUCAGUUACACUUUCACUGUUCCCGCAAAGCCAAGCAAAUAUAUGGCUAUUUGAAGAUACUGUUUUAAUUACUGGAAAAUUAGCUGAUGCCAAAUCUCAACCAAGUGUUCAGUUUUCAAAAGCCUUAAUCAAACUCCCUGACAGCCAUCAUAUUAGCAAUGUUACAGGCUACCUUACAGUCCUACAACAGUUUUUGAAAGUGGACAAUUUUCUGUAUACUACUGGAAUUGCUUUCAAUAAAUCAGGUUUAAAAAGCGUUGAAUUGACUCCUCUUUCUGCAAUAUGUGUGAAAAUAUAUUCGGGAGGAAAAGAAUUAAAGGUGGACGGCUCUAUUCAGAUUUCUCUGCCCCUUCUUCAUACAAAUGUUAUAAAUGCGGGGGAUCAUGUACCUGCUUGGACAUUUGAUAUGAGCUUGGGUGCUUGGAUAAAUCACGGCCAAGGUAUAGUCAAGAACUAUAACAACCAUUUAAUUUGGACAUAUGACGCACCACAUUUAGGCUACUGGAUAGCAGCUCCACUUCCAGGAACUAGAGGUUCUUUAGGUAUAAAUGAAGGUUCCAAGGACAUUACUGCCUAUCACACAGUGUUUCUGACAGCCAUAUUGGGGGGAACUGUAGUCAUUGUCAUUGGAUUUUUUGCUGUACUUCUUUGUUAUUGUAGGGAUAAAUGUGGUACUCCACAGAAAAGAGAAAGAAGUAUCACUAAACUUGAGGUCCUGAAAAGAGACCAAACAACUUCAACAACACAUAUAAACCACAUUAGUUCAGUCAAAGUUGCGUUAACAGCUCAAGAUCGGUCACAGUUAUUCAAUGCCAAAAACUCUUCGUACAACCCUCAGAAAAAGGAACCACAAAAGGCAGAAGCAGAAGAAAGAGUUUCCAUGGUUAAAACUCGGGACAAUUUUAAAAUCUAUAAUGAAGAUGUAUCAUUUCUAUCAAUCAAUCCAAGUAAUUACUCAAGAAAUCAAUCCCAGUCUUUGGAGCCCAAUAUUGGAUCUAAGCAACCAAAACAUAUUCACAGUCUGUCUCCAUCUCUAGGUGAUGCUCAAGAGGAAAAGAGGUAUCUCACAGGUAAUGAAGAGGUAUAUGGGCGAUCCCACAUUCCUGAACAGCUUAUGCAUAUCUACAGUCAGCCCAUUGCCAUCCUUCAAACAUCUGAUCUUUUCUCCACUCCUGAGCAGUUACAUACUGCUAAGUCAGCUACUUUGCCAAGAAAGGGACAGAUAGUGUAUGGCCAAUUGAUGGAACCAGUAAACAGAGAAAACUUUACACAGACCUUGCCGAAAAUGCCAAUGCAUUCUCAUGUACAGCCCCCAGAUGCCAGGGAAGAGAAUAUUGUACUCGAAGGUCAGCAGAGCUUGCCAUCCCAGACAUCUGAUUGGAGCCGGUAUUCUACUAGCUUACUAGAAUCUGUGUCAGUUCCUGGAACCCUGAAUGAAGCUGUUGUCAUGACUCCAUUUUCAUCAGAACUCCAAGGCAUAUCAGAACAGACCCUCCUGGAGCUGUCCAAAGGGAAACCCUCCCCUCAUCCCAGAGCCUGGUUUGUUUCUCUCGAUGGAAAGCCAGUUGCCCAAGUGAGACAUUCUUUCAUAGACCUGAAAAAGGGCAAGAGAACACAGAGCAAUGACACAAGUCUGGACUCUGGAGUGGACAUGAAUGAGCAUCACUCAAGUAGAAAGCUUGAGAGAGAGAAAACCUUUAUCAAAAGCAUGCAUCAACCGAAGAUUCUUUACUUAGAAGAUUUAGACCUCAGCAGUAGUGAGAGUGGAACCACUGUUUGCUCCCCUGAAGACCCCACUUUAAGGCACAUACUAGAUGGAGGUAGUGGAGCUAUCAUGGAACACCCUGUAGAAGAAUCUCCAGGAAGAAAAAGCACUAUUGAAGAUUUUGAAGCCAGUACAUCCCCCACCAAAAAAAGGGGAAGAUCACCACUAGCCAAAAGAGAUAGCAAGACUAAUAUCUGGAAGAAGCGAGAAGAACGCCCACUAAUUCCCCUAAAUUAA